GUGAUCUUUAAAUCUUCAUAAUCUUGCAUAAAUCGUUUUAAUGGCACGUUGAACCCAAAACUUGAGGUCCAAUUUUGAUGGAAAUGUUUCCGUCUCAAAAAUCUAUAUCAUGUUGUGACAUUUAGAAUCCGCAUUUUAUACCAUUUUUGUUGAAAUCCAGCAGUGCUAUCCUUCCUGUUUUGAACGGAUGGUUUUUUAAUGCAACUAUCCCUAACCUGUAUGCUUAUAUCUUAUACCAGACCAUAACGUUAUCAGAACAAGGCGGGUUAUUAAAUUAGUUCAAUUGCGCGUAACUAACGGGUUUGUAUUAUCUUUUUCGUUACCCUCUUGUUUCGAAACCGUACAAGUGCAUUCGUUAUAGAAAGAAAGAGACAUUUUUUCUACAUAACCCAUUACGUAACGUCAGCUAGAUGUGACGUAAUUGUAAUUACGAUAAAAACUUGAUCGAGCUGCAGUUUUAUUCCAGCAAUGAAAGAAGAUUGAAGUCGUCUAUUGGGCAAACUUUUUUUUAUUUGUGGGCGUGGCUUGUCUUGAAACAAGAAAACUAACGACAGACAAUUAUUCAGCCUCAACUUAGAUGAACAGUUCACCCGUUGGGCAGACUCAAGGCCAUCAUUUCUCUUCUCAGAGCAAGCUGCAAACUCCCCCAGUUCCAGACCGGAAAUCAACCACCCGCCUAUUCCAGCCUAACAACUCUUCCUCCUCGAAUCAAUCUUCGCCUAAACAACAACACCAAAGCUCCUCGUCUCCGACUGGAUCCGUGGGCGGCGGCGGCGGCGGUGGGAAGAUCGCGAAGCACGCAAGUUGGAACUCACUACACACACGAAGAUAUUCUGACAUCUCGCUGCCUAAUCCGGCAACACAAUCGCCACCGGGUCCUCCCGGAACGCAACAGGCAACUCACGGGAUACCUAGCAGUGGUUUUUCGGGCGGACCGGGAAGUGUUAACGGAGGGGGGACUAUACCCGGCGGACUUCUUCCACAGUCGAUGGGUGGUGUCGGGAUGUUCAGCUGGCAACUAAGUGACAGUCGGCUCUUCGGAAUGCAAGCUCAACCUAUGACAUCUGGAGUAUACGGGGGUUAUAUGUCACGUGAAAUGCAGAGUUCGAGCCGGUCUUCUCUGGCUAAUAGUGUCAUUUAUGAGAUGCUGGAAUUGGAUCCAGAACUGUUCAAUGUGACCUUAGACUCUGAAGUACAAAGUGUGAAAGAGCUUUUGGACGAUGUAAAAGAGCUCUACGCUGAAAAAACAAACCAACUUGUUCGAUCGGUUCUUUGCAGUAUAACAGCACUAUCAGACGUCACAGAAAACAGUAAAAUCACAGCUGCUUUUAGCAGUCGCAAGACCGAAUUGUGUGAACACAGCAAUCAAUUCACGCGUGCUUCCCAUAAAAGUACAAUCAUCGAUGAUGGCGACUCUGAAAAUGAUUCCGAUGACAUAAGUAUCAGCGGUGCUCAGGCGUUCGGAGCUAACAUGAGUCGCGAAGCAACGUUGAAAGCGUCGCCAAUUGGUGUCGUAAUAACUGACUCCGAGCAACACCUGGUCGACGGGGAUCCGCCGUCUCUGGCGUCGCCAGGAGUCGACAACAUCGGCAGGAGCCGCAUAUCUGGAUCCUCAACGUCGGCAAAGGACUCCGGAUCUUUGCAGCGUUCAAACUGCGUUGACAUAAAUGAUGUCUAUAACCUUGUUGAAAACAACUUGAACGAAGAAGUCGACCAAUUAAGGCAGCAUGUUAGAGAAUUGGAAGAAAGCUUGACGCAAUUGAAAGAUGAUUUGGAAACGAAAGAUAAAGACCUGAAGGACAAAUCAGAGCAGUUUCAAAAUGAGAGAAAAACACUGAGCGAUACAUGUGAGAGACUAGGGCAGGAAAAUCAGGCGCUGAAAGAUGACAACCAGAAGUUGAACGAGACUCUGCGGAUGUUGCAGUACGAGAACAGCAUGAUCAGAAGCAAAUGCGUCUGCCACUUCCACGGCGGAAGUCUUCAGCAAAUCCCAAUGGGCUUUGUAGAACAGAAUCCGUGGACUCCCAAACAUGUUAAAACAGCAUCUAUUGUACAAUCUCAAGCGAACAGACGGAGGAACGCAUACCAGGAUCCCGACGAAAAUGACGACGAGGACUCUGUUGGUUCUCAUCUUGCGCCUCUUGAAGAUGUCACGACUCCUGUUCAAUCUACUAAAGUUUUGGGUCCUUCUUCGAAGUACAGGUCAAACGUGUCAUCUCAGCAUUCAAUGGACCAGGAUAAAAGCGGGGACUUUUUGGGAGGCUCUGGAUCUCAAAGAAUGAAGGGACGAGGAUCUGGGAAGAACGGAGUGGCUCCAGGGAUUCGAAGUCUGGAUGUGGAGGCUGAUUUUGAAGACACCCCUAUGGGUUCAAAGAAGUCUUCCUGCGCCAACACAGAUGUUGACUCGACCCCCAGUAUGUCUGCCUCGGGGACUAGCAUUCUGGGCUCCGCCCCCUUCAACCCCAAUGUCACUGACACCACCUCCUCCCCCUACUCCUCCGAGGGAACCAGUCUCAUGAUGAACCAGUCCCACCCCCAUCACACUAACCCAAUGAUGCACCCCUCAUACAAUCCAUACUACACGCAGCCAAUGCCAAAUCACCCUGGCCAGCUUCCAGUUCCGUUCACAAGUCAGAAGUCAGUUUCGGCAGAACAGAUCGCCGCUUUCAGUCCCUUCCCAACGAACUCACUCCAGCACGACAGACUUGCCCUUCUAGCUGCAUCUGGAGCAACGGGAAUUAGGACGAAAAACCGACAUUCAAGUGCUGGUCCAGCUGGUUCCUAUUCGACUAUGGGAGCCUUCGACCCAAUGAGGAGUCCGAAUCAUUUCAGCACUGUUCAGACUCCGAGACCCGGCCGCGCGAGUGUCGCGGGGUCUAACUUCGAAGCAGCUCUUCGGACUCCGAGAGACACGAGACGACAUUCGGUUUCGUCAUCAGUGUACAACCUGUCUCUAUCAGACGCGCACAAUCAGCAGCAGGGUCAAUCUACCUCUCUUUCCAGCAUGCAACAACAGCAACCAUCCUCAGAGUACUUUGUCAAGGUCAAACUCGACACCCACAUCUCCACGUGGUCCUCAGAUUUUACGCACGAGUGGCUCAAAUUUGACCUCAAAGUGAACGAACACGUGAUCGCCAACUUUGUCAAAAAUGUCAAGGAUGCCCCUACAUUGCUGCGUGUGAAGCAAAAUGAGUUCAAAUCCAUCCUGGGAAUCACAGACAAGUUCGAGCGGAAAAGAGUCUACUGUGCCCUCUCAUUUCUCAACAAGUACACUCCUCCCAACAGUCGGGUUCCGGCUAACGAGGAGAUGAGGAACCUGUUACACCUGGACUAUGACUGGAUGUGCGACUUCUUCCUAGAGUUUGUCGGGCUAGCCGAAUACAGAAGGGAGUUCCUGCGUAGCCGGGUGGACGGGGUGUUUCUCAACGGGAUGAGUGCGGACGACAUAGAGUACGUGAUUCAGAAUGAGGGCAAGAGCAGCAAGGCCACUAAGCAGUGUGCAGUCAGCAUCUGGUACGGAUGGCAACUCAUGAAACUUCUCCGGUACGACGAAAAGACUCUGAAGAAACGGAUGUUGUCGUGUAGAAAUUGGGACAGUGACCCCAUAGUUUGGAGCAAUGACCGCUUCUUCGAGUACCUCAAGCAACAGAACUUCGAGGCAGAGGCCAAAAACCUCAACGGACUAGGCAUCCACGGCGCCCUUUUGGUGCUUUCAAAGUCGUUCACGAUUGAGAAGUUGUUUGACAAAAUGAAGCUGAACAACUCGAAGCAGUACAGUAGAGCACGUGAAAACUUGUACAGGAAGCUGAACAAUUUGCUAUCAAGUCCAAGGCAACAGGCCAUGGAACGUUUGGAAGCCCUGCAAAACCAGCAGUCGGGCCAAGGUGCCAAAGACUCGUCCAAGAGCAGAAGUGUGCCGGCGCUACUCGGAUAUGCAACGAGAGGAACACUAACUAACUAGCUUAUUAAUUAACUUAUCAUCACUCCUAUCUAAGCAUAGUCCGGGCUGACAAUUUCUGGCAAAGCUAAUCAAGAUUUCGUUCUUUCAAAUUGUCGUUUUGAAACAAUGAACCUACAAAAACAUUUGUUUAGAUAUAUU
Symsagittifera roscoffensis is the source of this 4099-nucleotide messenger RNA. RefSeq names its product liprin-alpha-like. The record is from RefSeq and is a predicted model, not a curated record. Gene Ontology annotation, molecular function: protein binding. Bases 578 to 3961 code for a protein of 1127 amino acids. NCBI's taxonomy places the organism in Eukaryota, Metazoa, Xenacoelomorpha, Acoela, Convolutidae. The transcript is spliced from 15 exons.